This is a messenger RNA of Macrobrachium nipponense, 408 nucleotides long. Its product is annotated as protein FAM50A-like. NCBI's taxonomy places the organism in Eukaryota, Metazoa, Arthropoda, Malacostraca, Decapoda, Palaemonidae. The transcript has 2 exons. Bases 1 to 408 code for a protein of 135 amino acids. The record is from RefSeq and is a predicted model, not a curated record.
AUGGUGAGGGCCUACGAGCAACAUUCACUGACCACAGAGCCUAGUGGCAUGAUUCAUGUAGACACAAGUACAACAAAACCCAACUGUUUCGAGCCCAGAAGCAGAAACCCUCCUGUGAGCAACAUUGCAGAUGUCCCAAGGAAGUCCACCCAUCAUGGUGUAGAUCAACGCAACCUUCAGUUAACAAGUGUUUCUUUUGUGACAGACAGGCAGUUUCUGACCAAUAUUAACGUGAAAGAGAAUCGAGUCAUAAGAAAAGUUGAAAAGACUCAAUACAAAAUUAAUUCGGACGUAAUAAUAAUGAAGAAGAAGAAGAAGAAGAAGAAGAAGAAGAAAAAGAAGAAGAAGAAGAAGGAGGAGGAGGAGGAGGAGGAGGAGGAGGAGGAGGAGGAGGAGGAGGAGGAGUGA